GUUCAGAGAAGGGGGGGGGGAAAGCGACGCAUGAGAGCGACGCUUGCAGCUGAUGUACCGCUGGCUCAAAAAUGGAGAGCGACACCACAGUCAGAAGAAUAAAACCCUUCGGGGUACAGAAUUAUUCAGCGCAAGAUAACGACGGUUCCCGAGACCAGUGCGGCGAAAACGGCCACAACGGGGACCCGGAGAGGAAGCCGGUGAGCAUGUACCUGCUGCGGGAAGGGCUGGCAGCUUCCCUGGUCUCUGUGUUUAUUUUGGUGCUGUGGGGACUUGUUCAUUUGUCGUUACAGCAGCUCAUCAUCGGGAAGCCGACCGGCGACUUCAACGCACUGAGAGCCAGACGGCACUUGGAGCAGAUCACCAGCGUCGGGCCUCGUCCGGUGGGCAGCCCGGAGAACGAAGUCCUGACGGUGGGCUAUUUGUUGGAGCAGAUUGAGAACAUCCGGGUGGAAACCGCAGCGGGCCACCACCAGGUCACCGUAGAUGUGCAGCGUCCCACCGGCACUUUCUCCAUCGACUUUCUCGGAGGCUUCACCAGCUUCUACGACCGUGUCACCAACGUUGCCGUCCGGCUCGAGCCCAAAGGUGGAGCGCAGCAUCUCAUGCUCGCCAACUGCCACUUCGACACCGUGGCCAACAGUCCAGGUGCCAGUGAUGACGCAGUGAGCUGUGCAGUUAUGCUGGAAGUCCUCCAUUCUAUGGCCAACCAGUCUACUCCUCUUCUUCAUGGAGUUGUCUUUCUCUUCAAUGGGGCAGAGGAAAACAUCCUUCAGGCCAGUCACGGUUUCAUUACUCAGCAUCCGUGGGCCAAGCAGGUGCGAGCCUUUAUUAACUUGGAGGCGGCGGGCGUUGGGGGCAAGGAGUUUGUUUUUCAGACAGGGCCGGAGAACCCGUGGCUGGUCCAGGCCUACGUUCAUGCAGCCAAACACCCCUUUGCCUCUGUGGUCGGCCAGGAGGUCUUUCAGAGUGGCAUCAUCCCCUCUGACACUGACUUCCGCAUCUACAGAGACUUCGGUAACAUCCCAGGCAUUGAUCUGGCUUUCAUUGAAAACGGUUUCAUCUAUCACACCAAGUACGACACUUCUGACCGGAUCCUGACAGACUCGAUACAGAGAGCUGGCGACAACAUCCUGGCGGUCCUGAGGUAUCUGGUGAUGUCAGAGAAGCUGGCAAAUUCCUCAGAGUAUCGUCAUGGAAACAUGGUCUUUUUUGACCUGCUGGGGGUCUUUGUGGUGGCCUACCCGGCCCGCGUCGGCACCAUCCUGAACUACAUGGUAGCCGCAGCCACCUUUCUCUAUCUGGCCAAGAAAGCCUCACUACCCGGCAACCGGGGUGGGCGGUAUCUUCGGGAUCUGGCCUACGCCACCGGCGUCGUGGUCUUGAGUUGGUUCGUCACCCUGAUGUCGGUGCUGAUCGUCGCUCUGCUCGUCACUCUGCUGGGCAGCUCCAUGUUCUGGUACUCCCACUUCUACGCCUCAAUCUGCCUGUAUGGCUCUGCUGCCAUGGGCAAGAUCAUCCUCAUUCACACGCUGGCCAAGAACUUGUACUACGGCGGCGUCCGUCUGGUGGAGCUGGGCGACCUCUACUUCGACGUGAGCUUGUUGCUGUGGUGCUGCGGCCUGGUGUGGAUGACCCAGCAGGGCCUGUGCUCGGCCUACGUGCCCAUGCUGCUGGUGGCCUUCCCCCUGGCCACCAAGCUGCUGCUGGCAAAAGAAUUUAAACAUCGAGGAGCAUCACUGAAGUACAGUGUGCUCUAUCUGUCGGGCCUGACGUUGCCCUACGUCCACUUCAUGUUCCUCAUCUGGGUGGUGUUUGAGAUUUUCACUCCCAUCAUGGGGCGCAGUGGUACCGAGAUCCCCCCCGAGGUGGUGAUGGCCACCCUGGUCACCCUGGCAACCAUCUUCAUCUCCUCCUACUUUCUGCACUUCAUCUACUUGGCCCGCAGCACCAAGUGGAUCCUGGCGGGUCUGGGCUCAGUCUUCAUCAUCACGUUCCUGUUUGUGUCCUGCGGCCUCCUCUUCCCCUUUUCAGGCAGUCCAGAGAGACCGCGGCCAAAACGACUCUUCCUGCAGCAUACAACACGGACCUUCCACGAUCUCCAGGGCCAUGUGGAGAGCCACGACUCGGGUCUGUGGAUCAACAGCUUCGACUUCACGUGCAUUCAGCACAUCACGCCCCACAUCCCCGAGAUCAACGACAGCCUUCGCACCAGCUGCCGAGAGGACCGCCCCUUCUGCGGUUACCCCUGGUUCCUCCCCAUCAAGUUCCUCAGCAAGAAGAACUGGUACCUUCCUGCUCCAGAAGUGUCUCCCAGCGCUCCAGUCGAGUUCAGCCUGCUGUCCAGAGAGGAGACGAGAUGGGGGACGGUCAAGAUGACCUUCAGUGUGAAAGGUCCCAGCCACAUGUCCCUCUACCUGAUGCCUCAUCGGGGAGCCAGCCUCUCCACCUGGUCCUUUGGGGACGGGACCCCUCGGUUUGACCUCAGCGGGGAAUAUUUUGUCUUCUAUUCCCACGGCCUCGACGCCCCCACAUGGAUCUUCUGGUUUGAGAUACAGCCUCCCAGGGACCCGGACCCUUCAGGCCCCGAGGGGAUGAUAUCCGUCGCCGUCUCCACCCACUAUUUCUUCGGGGAAGACAGUCGGACUGCUCAACUGGAGGAAAUCCUCCGCAAGUUCCCCUCAUGGGUUUUUCCUUCAUCUUGGGUCAGUACCUACGACAUGUACCGAUACUGAGGACGCCACACACACACACACACACACUCGCCGAGGCCGGCGCCCGGAAGUACCGAGGGGUUGCCGGGUUCCCCAGAGACGGACAGAAAAGAUUUGAAGGAACAAUACCGAGGAUGAGCCCUGCCACCUUUUCUCUCUAAACGCACGCUUCGACACGCCCGCCCGAGACCUCCGUCACUGUCAGCCGGCUUCGUAGCUAACGGGGCAGGAGGCCGCGGCGGGAGGGGCCGGAGGGAAGCGGAUCACACGGCUUACAAGCCGACCGACUCGACGACCCACGCCACAAGCCUCGCGCUCGCUGCUGCGAUAGCGAAACAAAGGGGUCACGUUUCUUCUUUUUUUUUUUAUUACUCUUGUGCCUUUGCUUCACUCGAACCGUCUCACUUCCCCUCCUCACCCUCAAUCUGACUCACUUCCUCUUGUUCUUCUUCCCUCCUGCUUCCCGAAUGAAUAAUGUGGCGUCCCCUGCUCUCUCUCUCUCUCACUCUCUCUCAGCAAACCACUCGGGGCUCUUCUCAUACUCGAUGCGUCACUGGCUGACUCGGCAGAAAUUGCACCUCUACUCUCCGCACUGCGGGUGCACUUAAUGUACUGAUGGAUCCGUUUGGAAGGGAAACGUCUUUUAGUUUGAACCGUCGUCCGACUUGUAAAGCAAGUCGUACCGCCUGUGCUUUAAUCGUCAGAAUCUGGCACGCGGAGGCAGGAAACUGUUAGAAUCCAAACGUCAACGUGUUCAAACGGCUUCACUUUCCUGAAUGUUUUCAGGGCCAUUUUGACUUUUUUUCCCGCCUGACGCGUUCAAGCACAUGUGUAUUGAUUUGGGGCUCGAUCAGACGAGAACCUCACAGGGAACUUUUUUUAUUUAUUUAAAGUGACAAACAGUUGUGCCAAGAACGAAGAGACGUGACCAUCUGACCGGCCCGUCUGACCGAGUGCUCUGGCCCCCUCAGUCACCACUACCUCCUCCAGAGAGAGAACGCUAUUAAAAAAGAAAGAAUACUCCUGUAAAGACUGAGAAUGUUACUUGGAAAUAUUAAAGUCAUUUAGAGAGAUUAGUUUUGAUAGAUUAUAAAGCAUCAUCACGUUCCUCUGUCCCGUGAUGAAAACCAGCCGAGGGACCGUCCCUGCGUCCAGUCUCACACAAACGUCAGUUACUUGUUGUCCGUUGGACUCCGCCUCCUGUGUGAAAGGCGGCAUCAGGUGGGAAAGACUUGGGAGAUCAACUGAGCAACAUCAACUUUGUUGCCCCCGGUGACGUGUUGUCGUGAUCCGUGUGGUCCGUUUGGCUUCGGUGCCGACAUGGAGGCCUUAACAUUUUGCUUCCAAACACACACACACUCAAUGUUUACUGUUGUGGACACAGAUGUCUUAGUGGUGCUCAAGCGAUCAGGUGCUGCACUGUACAGUUUAUGUACAUGAAUUGUUGUCUGUUGGAAAGUGUCAACUUAACAAUCCAUCACAGCCUUCGACAACACGUCAACAGGUCGGCCUCAUAUUCUCCUUUUUAUGCACAAUGGGAGACUUGAAGUCGCCUCCUCUGCGUCUGCUGAGGAAGACGACGGAUACAAUUGAAAGCAGCCACAUGACGGGGCGUUAAGAGGCCACCCGAGUUUCUAACUAACCAUUUCAAGUCGUCGCAGAAAUCUGAGCAUAUUUAGUUUGGUUUAUAGUGAUAACGUGAAUCGGGACGACAGUAGUUGAAAAACAAGGCGUUUGUUUUUUAUAAAAGCACGAAGAUGGGAGGAACUGUAAAUGUGGGACGGCCAGGAGGAGAAUAAACGCUGUGAAAGGACUCAUUAACGACGGUGCGCCAACUAAAACCAACUCCUUUGAGAUCUACGUUCAUUUUAAUUGUUUAAGACAAAAUCUUAAUGUAUUAUUGUAACUCAGUGCACACAACAAAUAAGAAGUUUAACUGAAAUCUAUUCUGGGAUACAUUGGAAUGUCUUAAUGCCUGUUUAAGGAUGUCAAUUUUCUUUACUUUUUUUUAAAAGUUACUUACCUGAAUUGAAUCACCCAUGCCUUUAACUGUUAAGUUUGUGUGUUUUUUUUAAAGACACUUUCUUUUGAUUAAUUUCGCAAUUUAAUUAAACUGUUCGGCAUUUUUUUAAUUGCAUAUUUGUCUUGUCAAUAUGAAUAUGGUGAUUGAUCUGGUAGCAGGGUAUCUAUUGAUGAUGUGAUUUAACAUGCAAAAAGCUUGAAUUAAAUGAGCACUUUACAGCAA
This is a messenger RNA of Pseudoliparis swirei, 4959 nucleotides long. Its product is annotated as endoplasmic reticulum metallopeptidase 1. Lineage: Eukaryota; Metazoa; Chordata; Actinopteri; Perciformes; Liparidae. Gene Ontology annotation, molecular function: metalloexopeptidase activity. Gene Ontology annotation, biological process: proteolysis. The record is from RefSeq and is a predicted model, not a curated record.